AUGGCAAAUUGUAAAAAACUUGAGCAGUUUCCUUCAAGGAUUUUGAUGUCGAAAUCUCUUGAGUAUCUUGAUCUCUCCGGCUGCUCCAAACUAAGAGAAUUUGCUGGAUUUAAAGGAUCACUAUCAAAAUCAUUGUACACAUUUUUCUCAUCUUGGGCAUUGCCAAGAAAGAAGGUGGAUUCCAUUGGUUUUUCACUACAGGGUUUAAGAAGUUUGAAGACAUUGAAGAUGGCCAAUUUCAAUAUGUCAUAUCUGCCCAGUGAAAUUGGGAAUUUGGUCUCAUUAACACAUUUGGAUCUUAGUGGAAACAAGUUUUUGUGUACGUUACCGGAUAGCAUCUAUAAUCUUACUCGCUUGCAGAGAUUGGACAUGGCAAAUUGCAAUGUAUCAUAUCUGUCUAGUGAAAUUGGGAAUUUGAUCUCAUUAACACAUUUGGGUCUUGAAGGAAACGAUUUGUGUACCUUACCGGAUAGCAUCGGUAACCUUACUCGCUUGCAAUCAUUGAACAUGGAAAAAUGCAAUGUAUCAUAUUUGCCCAGUGAAAUUGGGAGUUUGAUCUCAUUAACAAAUUUGGAUCUUAGAGGAAACGAUUUGUGUACCUUACCGGAUAGCAUCGGUAACCUUACUAACUUGUAA
Messenger RNA from Camellia sinensis, 636 nucleotides. Lineage: Eukaryota; Viridiplantae; Streptophyta; Magnoliopsida; Ericales; Theaceae. The record is from RefSeq and is a predicted model, not a curated record.